Molecule: messenger RNA, 1490 nt
Organism: Notodromas monacha
Lineage: Eukaryota; Metazoa; Arthropoda; Ostracoda; Podocopida; Cyprididae
Source: the annotation of a GenBank genome assembly
GAAUCAGUAAAUGCCGUUGACGAAGUGAUUGAAGAAACAUGGAAGGUUCCUUUAACUAUGAUUUUAAAGCUUCUGGAUGAAUGACAUUAACUAAUAUUUUGCCUUAAUUUUCCAGGGCACCUGAGGCUUUUUGAAGGUUUAGCCUUUAGGUUAUUCCUGUUAUUUACCCCAAUUAUGAUAGUCUCGAGUUUUUCUUAAAUAAUCGGUUAUGCCUCGUUAGCGCUAAAUUUCCAGCACUACAUUUUGUUUCCCUCAUUUUGUGUGAACUUUAGCUGUUGUUUUAUAUAUGUCAUGCAAGUGCAGCGUCAGCGCGUUUUAAAAAACUUCUGGUAAAAUCGAAAGAUUGUCAUAUAAUUGGGAGAUCUUUUGAAACCGGGUGAUCAACUCGAAAGUACUAUCACAUGACACUGGUCGAGUGACCAAGCGUCACGUCGAAGGAAGGUGUCAUAAAUGAAGACGCAACUGUAACUACAGCGACAUCUAGUAAAACAUGUACAACGUAAACAAGGAUUUUACCGACUUCGUCGGCAGCUGGGAGCAUACGAGUCCGAUCGUCGCAGGGGCUUCGUCUCAAGCUUACCUCAGUGAACUUGAACACGCAACGAAAGCUGGUAAUUUAGCGACCUCUGCGCAAGUUGCCUUCAUCGUGGGUAGAACAGCACUGAAAGCAAUCCCGAGCUCCUUUGUGCUGAUCGUCACUGCUGUGGCAAUUUGCAAUGUUUACGGAUACGUCAAGAAAUUGCAACGGUCUUGCGGAGAGUACCAACCUGGGAAUGCUGGUGCGGCAGGGGAUGGUGGGGAAUGCGGUGUUUACGACGAGGAUACUUCGAAAUGCGACGCAGCAGACGGAUUUGAGUCUGAUCCCGCAAGCUUAAGGAGUAGAGGUUUGGUUGCGAGUGGCGACAUCUCUGAAAUCGUCAAGAAAGCCGCCGGGCUGAAAACUCUGCCUUACGAGAGAAUAGAAACCCCUGGGAUAGACCCCUACGUUUGGUCUCCUCCGCAGUCAAUUUUCAUACCUUCUGGGUCAAAUUCAGAAACUGCGGAAGACGAGACUGAAGGACGACCAGCUCAACUGAAACCCCUAGCACGACAAUCCGAAAAACGGAAGGAUAUUCCCUACGAAAGAAUUUCAACUCCGGGUCACGAUCCCUAUUUGUGGGAUCCGCCAACUUCAAUUUUUCAUCCAUCACCAACGCCGCCAGGGACGCCAUUUCCCGCCACUUAUCAGCCGCCGCCGCCGCCGCCGCUGCCGCCCAACGACGACUACGAUUCUACUCUGUCUUCGAGUGAAGACGGAUGAGUUGCCUGAACUUACUCAAGUGAACCAGGUGUCGCUUUUAUCAUGUAGUUUUCUGUGUUUUCUUUUCCUUGUUCGUGUCCUUGUUCGCUGUUCCGUUUUCAUUGGUUGCUUAAUCCUUCCGACGCGGUGUUUAUCCUCGAGAUGUGCAGUGUGUUCAGUAAACCGAGUUACUCACCCGAGAAGUCAGAAA